CCGGUGCGCGCUCAGAGUGCCAAAACAGAGACGAAAGCUCCGUUAUGGAUAUACUGAAGAAUACCAGCUAUGUGCAGACAGCCAGCAGACAGACAGUGAGUGACCAAAGCACAGUCGGUGAAAUGCGGUGGAAGAAAGGACAAGAUCAUGGACACAUGCCAUCAGAGCUGUCCAGGAUCAUUACAGACCCCGUUACUGGGAAAUGUUAUUGCCGUGGAAAAGUUUUGGGGAAGGGUGGUUUUGCAAAAUGCUACGAAAUGACCGACCUCUCCACCAGCAAGGUGUAUGCAGCAAAAAUUGUUCCUCAUGCGCGCGUGUCCAAACCCCAUCAACGGGAGAAGAUUGACAAAGAAAUUGAACUCCACAGAGGACUCCACCAUAAAAACAUUGUUCAUUUCUAUCAUCAUUUUGAAGAUAAAGACAACAUAUACAUUCUGUUGGAAUAUUGCAGUAGAAGAUCAUUAGCACACAUUCUUAAAGCGCGUAAAGUGCUUACUGAGCCCGAGGUGCGGUAUUACCUCAGACAGAUAGUCUCCGCGCUAAAGUAUCUCCACGAUCAAGAGAUUCUGCACAGAGACCUGAAAUUAGGUAACCUCUUCAUCAAUGACUCCAUGGAGGUGAAGCUGGGAGACUUUGGCUUGGCAUCUAAAUUGGAACCAGUGUGCAACAGGCGAAAGACCAUUUGUGGAACCCCUAACUACCUGUCUCCUGAAGUACUGAACAAGCAAGGUCACGGCUGUGAAUCGGAUGUCUGGGCACUUGGUUGUGUCAUGUACACCAUGCUUCUAGGCAGACCACCAUUUGAGACCACUAACCUCAAAGAGACCUACAGGUGUAUCCGGGAGGCGCGGUACACCAUGCCCUCUUCACUGUCCCUUCCUGCCAAACAGCUUAUCGCCAGCAUGCUGUCCAAGGGCCCGGAGAACAGGCCACACCUAGAGGAUAUCCUGCACCAUGACUUCUUUACACAGGGCUUCAUGCCGGAGCACCUCCCCCCCAGCUCCUGCCACAGUGCCCCAGACUUCCACGUCUCCAGCCCAGCAAAGAGCUUUUUCAAAAAGGCUGCAGCCGCUCUCUUCGGCGGGAAGAAGGACAAGGCCAAAUACCUGGACACUUUGAAUAAGCUCACCAAGGAGGAGGAAGACAUCUACAAAUUGCGACAAGACUUUCAAAAGACUGUUAUCAGCCAGCCGGUCACUGAGCAGGGCGGUGGGUCCACAGCUGGGAAGCAAGUGCCCCUGACCACAGACGGCCGCCCUCAAAGGAGAGACGCCAUCCGCAUGAUUGUGCGAGGCAGCCUGGGCAGCUGCAGCAGCAGCAGCAGUGAAUGCCUGGAGGACAGCACCACGGGUACAGUGGCAGAAGCCGUCGCCAGCAUCCUCCGGGGAUGUCUGGAGCACAUGCCCAAAGCUGAUAGCAUUCCCAAAGGAGCAAACACCAGCACUCUUCGUUGGGUGACCAAGUGGGUGGACUACUCCAACAAGUACGGAUUUGGUUACCAACUCUCUGACAACAUUGUGGGUGUCCUGUUCAACAAUGGGACACAUAUGAGUCUUCUUGCUGACAAGAGGACUGUGCACCACUAUGCUCAGUUGGGCCAUUGUUCAGUGUUUACAGUCUCUGAAGUGCCUGAAUGCUUUGUGGGACAAAUCACCAUCCUCAAGUACUUUGCGCACUACAUGGAGGAGAACCUGAUGGAUGGUGGGGAUGUGACCAGUGCCACCGAGAACCAGAUGCCCAGGAUUUACCUUCUACAGUGGCUCAAGUCAGACCGGGCGUUAAUGAUGCUCUUCAACGAUGGCACCUUUCAGGUGAACUUCUACCACGAUCACACCAAGCUGAUUCUGUGGACCGAAGAGCAGGAAUACAUGCUGACCUAUAUCAACGAGGACCGUAUCUCCACCACCCUGAAGCUGAGCGCCCUGUUGACCUCCGGCUGUACGUCCGACCUGAGGGAACGCAUGGAUUAUGCCCUCAACAUGCUGAUGCAGAGGGGCAACUAGAACACAUCCACACACAUACACAUGUGCUCAUACACCACUGGGAAGCGAAGCACAGCUGGGAACCCCUCUGUGUAUGGUGCCCCUCUGGGUUGUCAUCUUUUUGAAAGACUGUGGAGCUUUACACAGGAUAGACUUCCUGAACCACCCUGGAGAAGUACUCUCUGACCAAAUACCCCCUGCCCACUGAGCCAGAAAGGUCUUUUUCACAGGAAAGGGCUGUACCCAACUCCAUGUUGACAGAAAGGAAGAUGGGGGAAAGUGAUUGAAAGGAUAUGGAUGACCGUUGAAGGAUAUUGUUUUUGUUUUGGGUUUUUUUUGUGUGUGAAAAUACUUUAGGUAGAGGAACCAUACUGGGCUGGACCCAGAUGGACCGGUGCCGAGUAGUCUAUUGUCAUGAGAAGUGUGUAGAUAUGGAGGGCAGAGCUGGGCUUGUGGACUGUUAUUUACAGAGCGACUCUGUUGACCGGAGUGGUGUCUCACUACAUGAAUUAAAGAUGACGGAAGAGCGUUUGAACAAUGGUUUUAGAACAUUAGGUGAACAUAUUGUACAAAUGGGAUUUCAUAAGCAUGAGGGAAAAAAAGUCAAUGUGUUUGAGGUCUGUCCAUGAACGCAUGGUCCGUUGGAAAAUAAUUUAUUGUGUACAUAAAGCAGUAUUUAUUUAUUUAAUGAAUAAAGUUGAACAUUCAAUUA
Molecule: messenger RNA, 2694 nt
Organism: Alosa sapidissima (American shad)
Lineage: Eukaryota; Metazoa; Chordata; Actinopteri; Clupeiformes; Clupeidae
Gene: plk2b
Product: polo-like kinase 2b (Drosophila)
Exons: 14
Coding region: 45-2003 (652 amino acids)
Biological process (GO): regulation of cytokinesis; protein phosphorylation; mitotic cell cycle
Cellular component (GO): cytoplasm; spindle pole; centrosome
Molecular function (GO): ATP binding; protein binding; protein serine/threonine kinase activity
Source: RefSeq, a predicted model, not a curated record